Messenger RNA from Aspergillus melleus, 312 nucleotides. RefSeq lists its product as uncharacterized. NCBI's taxonomy places the organism in Eukaryota, Fungi, Ascomycota, Eurotiomycetes, Eurotiales, Aspergillaceae. The transcript has a single exon. The coding region runs from base 1 to 312 and encodes 103 amino acids. The record is from RefSeq and is a predicted model, not a curated record.
AUGCCCGUCAUCUUCCAGGACGUUGAUAUGGAUACCAUCACCACUUCCACCUCUUCUAUAGCCGUUGGUGUUGUUCUCCAAUCGGCAGCUGACUGGCGGCCAUGGAUCCAGCGGCUUCAGCGCCUAGUAGAGGCCCGCGAGAUUUGGGAGUAUUUGGAGAACGACCCCGGAAAAAUCCCUGAGACGCCACCGGGGCCCGAUUUGUCCACGCUGCAGACAUUACAGGACCUCGCCCACUCUCAGCAAGCGACGGUAGCGACACUCCUUCGCACAGUUUACCGUAUGUUAGGCCUGAGCAUAACUCAACAAUAA